This is a messenger RNA of Anopheles coluzzii, 1345 nucleotides long. It is a transcript of the gene Stoml2, whose product is annotated as stomatin-like protein 2, mitochondrial. Bases 129 to 1304 code for a protein of 391 amino acids. Gene Ontology annotation, cellular component: membrane. The transcript has 3 exons. The record is from RefSeq and is a predicted model, not a curated record. Lineage: Eukaryota; Metazoa; Arthropoda; Insecta; Diptera; Culicidae.
UCAAAUGUAUUAUUGCCGACGAUUGAUAAUCAAAAAUUGAAGAAAACCACGAAUCCCCCAGAGUGCAGCGAUUCCGUAAGCCGGAGAAAACAUCCGAAAGUACACGGUCCCGAUCAAAGGUACAUAAUAUGAUACGUUCCAGUGCGUUCAUCAGCCGGCUACCGCUGCGUGGUAUCGCGGCAGCGACACUCAACAGCAAUAGUGGUCUGUUGCAAUCGCCACCCAGCUUGGCGGCACUGCAAGCAACACAGGUCCGCCACCGAUCGACACCGAUCAACACGGUGAUAAUGUUUGUGCCCCAGCAAGAGGCAUGGAUCGUGGAACGGAUGGGCAAAUUUCACCGCAUCCUCGAGCCCGGCCUGAACGUCCUGCUGCCCGUGGUGGACCGGGUGAAGUACGUGCAGAGUCUGAAGGAAAUCGCAAUAGACGUGCCGAAACAGUCCGCCAUCACGUCCGACAACGUAACGCUCAGCAUCGACGGUGUGCUGUACCUGCGCAUUCUCGACCCGUACCUCGCGUCGUACGGUGUGGAGGAUCCGGAGUUUGCCAUCACCCAGCUCGCCCAAACGACGAUGCGCUCCGAGCUGGGCAAGAUGUCACUGGACAAGGUGUUCCGGGAGCGCGAAUCGCUCAACAUCAGCAUCGUGGAGUCGAUCAACAAGGCGAGCGAAGCGUGGGGCAUCUCCUGCCUGCGGUACGAAAUCCGCGACAUCAAGCUGCCGAGCCGGGUGCACGAAGCGAUGCAGAUGCAGGUGGAGGCGGAGCGGCGCAAGCGGGCCGCGAUCCUCGAGUCGGAGGGUGUCCGGGCGGCCGACAUUAACGUGGCCGAGGGUAAGCGACAGUCGCGCAUCCUUGCCUCCGAGGCGCAGAAGCAGGAGGAGAUCAAUCGGGCGAAUGGUGAGGCGGCCGCCAUAAUGGCGCUGGCCGAUGCGCGUGCGAAAAGUCUGAAAAUCGUGGCCGAAUCGCUGGCGAACGAGCAUGGCCGCAGUGCGGCAUCGCUGAGCGUGGCGGAAAAGUACGUGGUCGCGUUCGAGAAGCUGGCCAAACACAACAACACGCUCAUCGUACCGUCGACCGCGUCCGACGUGACGUCGAUGGUGGCACAAGCAAUGCAGAUCUACAGCAAUCUCUCAGCCAGCUCGAGGGCAGCUGCCGGCGGUCAUCAGGCGGGCGGUGACGACAACACGCAGAACCUGCUGGGGACGCUGAGUGAAACUAGUUCGAAGCUGGACGCGACACUGCCACCGCUCGAUAGCCAUCACCACGGGGACAGCAGUAUGGGGGGUGGUUCUUCUUCGAAAUAAAAGCAUGUUGGGUUUACACACACAAAACCGAAACUGGAAAA